AAGAGUCAGCCCCUUCUCCCACUGCUUUGAAUGUAACUGCCCCACUCUCAUCCCCAGUCUGUGCAGUGGAGGCAGCAGCACCUGUGGCCCUGUCAGGUGUUGCACAUUCACCCCUUUGGCUGUCACAUCAGUCCCCUGAGCACACCAGCACAGGGCUGGACCCUGCAGAUAUGUCACGGCCCCCAGCAUGACAGGUGCAGCCUCUCUGUGUCAGCACUGCAGCUCUCAUCAACUCCUUGCCUUUGUCCUGGGAAAACACCUUUCCAGCUGGAGAAAAGGACUUUGUAGGGAAACAUUUUCAUUUUUCCCAUUCUUUGCAGGUCACAGGUGAGCAGGUGGCCCUCUCCCACCUUUUCACCCCAAAGGGCACAACUCCCUGUUGCACCCUGAGACACUUCUCCCUUCCAGGCAGCCCUCAGGCUCUCUACACUCCCUGCUCCAAGGGCAUGGCUUGACACAAACCACAUCAAAAAACACUGAGCUGGUGCUCAGCAGCCAGGCUUGGUGUCCUUGGAUGCCCUGACACAGUGGGACACCCCCGCUCUUCCAGAGGCCUCUGUCACAGUCCAGCGGGUCUGGCUGGUGACCAGCUCACACCAGGCAGAGUUUGCUGCAGGACUUUCACAUGAGAAAUGAGAGUGCUCUCACUGUACUGUCCCCACAGCCUCCCUUCCUAAUGUAGGUGUCCCUCUCCAAAACCACAGCAGGAGGAAAGGACUCCAAAAAAUCAGGUGCCCUGUGCCGGGUCCAUUUGAAAGUGUUGUGUUGCGGGCACACAGGAUAAUUUCUUUGGCUAUACCCUAAAUGGAGAGUUCCACUGUGACUUUUGACACCUUGCAGCAAGGUCUCAAAGUCCAAAGAGGUGGCUGUAUGAAAAGCCACAGGAAGUUAAACUCCAAGAGCAGAGGCUGCUUUUCAGGCUCAUGUUGCUGCUUCUUGGUACAUAGCUGCUCUGAAUGAGCAAACUCCAGAGGAAAGAUGAAAUUUGAGGAUCUCUUGGUGGAAACUGGGGGCUUUGGCAGAUUCCAGAUUUUGAUUUUGUCUAUCCUCUGCCUCACAAGAAUCAACCUUCCCAUGCAUUUCCUGCUGCACAAUUUUCUUGCUGCUACCCCCUCUCAUCACUGUGCAAUUCCACACCAAGAGGCAUUUGUGAAUCUCACCGUGGAGGAAGUUCUGCUCAUCAGCAUCCCUCGGAAGCCUGAUGGCACUUUCAGCUCCUGUGAGAUGUUCUCACAGCCUCAGUUUCACUUGCUGCUCAACUCCUCUCUGCAACCAGAAAACAAAUCCAUCGUCCAGCCCUGCCAGCAUGGAUGGGUCUAUGACCGCUCGCAGUUCACCUCCACCAUCUCCACCCAGUGGGACCUCGUGUGCGAGCAGCGUGGGCUGAACCAGGCAACAGCAACCUUCUUCUUCAUCGGCGUCACGAUUGGGGCCGUGGUGUUCGGGUACCUUUCCGACAGGUUUGGACGGAAAUCCAUGCUCCAGCUGUCCCUGGUGUGCUCCAUGGUUUUUGGGAUGCUGAGCGCUACCUCCGUGUCCUACACAAUGCUGGCCAUCACACGGACCCUCACCGGGGUGGCCCUGAGUGGCCUCUCCCUGAUUGUCCUGCCUUUGGGGAUGGAGUGGGUGGAUGUCCAGCACCGCACCUUCACCGGGAUCCUGAUCAGCAUCUUCUGGAGCGUUGGGAACAUGCUGCUGGCCCUGGCAGCGUACUUGGUGCGGGAAUGGCACUGGCUGCUGGUGGCCGUGACAGGACCUUGUCUCCUGAGCAUCAUCUGCCUGUGGUGGGUCCCAGAGUCUGCCCGGUGGCUCAUAGCCAAGGGCAAAGUGAAGCAAGCCCACAGGCACCUGCUCACAUGUGCAAGAAUGAAUGGAAGGAAAGACUUUGCUGUCUCACCGGAGGCCCUCACAAGGAUGGCAACAGACAAAAAUAUGGGAGGGAGUUACUCCUGCAUCAGCUUGUUCAGGACCCCAGUCCUGAGGAAGAUCUCUCUGUGUUCUGGUGUGGUGUGGUUUGGUGUUGCCUUCUCUUAUUACGGCAUGAGCAUGAACCUGACUGGCUUUGGGCUCAGCGUCUACGUCUCCCAGUUUGUCUUUGGCAUCAUCGAGAUUCCAGCCAAGAUAGCCAUGUACGUGGUGGUGAACCGAGUUGGCCGGCGGCAGAGCCAGGCAUGGACACUCAUCCUGGCCGGAGUCUGCAUAGGAGCCAACAUCGCCAUUCCCAAGUCCUUCACUUCCCUACGUUCAGUAGUGGCCACUGUGGGCAAAGGUUUCUCAGAAGCUGCCUUCACCACUGUCUUCCUGUACACCUCGGAGCUCUACCCCACCAUUCUGAGGCAGAAUGGGAUGGGGUACACCUCCUUCAUGGCACGCCUGGGAGCGGCCCUGGCCCCGCUGGUGUUCCUGCUGGACAAGGUGUGGCGGUCCCUGCCCGAGGUGACCUACUGCAGUGUCGCGGUGUGCAGCGGUGCUGUGGCCUUCCUGCUCCCGGAGACGCUCAACGUGCGCCUUCCUGAGGGCAUCGAGGACAUCGAGAAGCCACAAGUAAAAGUGCCGCCAGAAGCCAGCGCGCCCGAGGGCGUGCCACUACAGGCUCUCCUGAAGUGAGGAACCCCGUGAGACAGCCACCGUGUAGGGCUACACAAACUUGAGCCAUGCUCUGAUCUGCCAGGGAAAGAGCCUUUGCUGCCCACCAAUCUCACUCCCAAGGGAAGUGGAACUGAGGACCCUGGAGGAAGGAGGCAGAUCAGGACACCAGCUGGCAGGAGCUAACUCACGCUGUAGUGUGGCCAGCACCAAGGAUGCUCAGGUCUAACAGGGUGUGGAAAUAAAGGUACCUUGUGCUAAGCUUUUUCAGUCUUUGGCCUUGUUGGAUGUGGACCUUUCAGAUCUGUGCACAGCCUUCCAGAAACUACAGUCCAUUGGUUCAUGCACCUCGAGAAACAAUGCAGCAAGAAAAAUACUGGAUGUGAAUCAUGCAAACCCAAAUAAGCUCUAAUAAAUCCAACUGGGUGGU
Molecule: messenger RNA, 3016 nt
Organism: Taeniopygia guttata (zebra finch)
Lineage: Eukaryota; Metazoa; Chordata; Aves; Passeriformes; Estrildidae
Gene: SLC22A7
Product: solute carrier family 22 member 7
Biological process (GO): transmembrane transport
Cellular component (GO): membrane
Molecular function (GO): transmembrane transporter activity
Source: RefSeq, a predicted model, not a curated record